This is a messenger RNA of Syzygium oleosum, 772 nucleotides long. RefSeq names its product protein SMALL AUXIN UP-REGULATED RNA 12-like. The record is from RefSeq and is a predicted model, not a curated record. The coding region runs from base 135 to 485 and encodes 116 amino acids. The transcript has a single exon. NCBI's taxonomy places the organism in Eukaryota, Viridiplantae, Streptophyta, Magnoliopsida, Myrtales, Myrtaceae. Gene Ontology annotation, biological process: response to auxin.
GUGUUCUCCCUUGUCCCACCAUAAAUCCCCCAGAAACCCCUUCCUCUCUAGUUCACCCACCUCCUUCUAAUCUGUUCUUUCCCCCACUCUCCCAUCAAACUGCCGCAGAUAGUGCAAAGAAAAGAAGGAAAAGAAUGACUCUCGGAAAAUCAAGUAAGCUUUCUCAAACGGCGGUGAUCAAGCAGAUCGUGACGAGGUGUUCGAGCUUUGGCAAGAACAAGCACUCGUGCGAUCAAGAAGGCCUUCCUCUGGACGUGCCCAAAGGCCACUUUGUUGUGUACGUCGGCGAGUACAGAAGCCGGCACGUCGUCCCCAUUGAUUUCUUGACCAGACCCGACUUCCAGAGCCUGCUCCGGCAAGCCGAGGAACAAUUCGGUUUCCACCAUGAGACUGGCCUGACGAUACCUUGCGGAGAAGAAGAGUUCGUGUCUCUUUGCUUCGGCCACAAAGGAGAGCUUCAGUCCCCGAAACCCAGUCCCAAAUAGGGAAAAGGUGGGCAAGGGUUUUGGCGUUCUGGGUUCAUGUUUUUCCCAAUUUCUAAGGGGUUGGUCGUCCUUUAGUUUCUCCUAGGAAGAAACAGUGGAUUAUUAAAUAGGAAUGUAACCUGAAAACCCGUGAUUGGGGUUCGGUUGGGCAGAUAUGUGAAUCAACUGUCUGGUUUGUAGAAAUUUCCUCACGUUGGUGUGUAGUGGAAGGUGUGCCAUUGUACAUUACCUACCCUGUGAGAAAAUUUAUUGAUUUUUGGGAAUCUGUUUCCCUUAGUUUUAGUGUU